This is a messenger RNA of Thalassophryne amazonica, 12789 nucleotides long. It is a transcript of the gene otog, whose product is annotated as otogelin. Gene Ontology annotation, molecular function: alpha-L-arabinofuranosidase activity; protein binding. NCBI's taxonomy places the organism in Eukaryota, Metazoa, Chordata, Actinopteri, Batrachoidiformes, Batrachoididae. Gene Ontology annotation, cellular component: extracellular matrix. Gene Ontology annotation, biological process: L-arabinose metabolic process. The record is from RefSeq and is a predicted model, not a curated record. The coding region runs from base 108 to 12737 and encodes 4209 amino acids. The transcript is spliced from 60 exons.
CCGACGAGGCGGAUGGAGAAGCUCCGGGAGCAGCGGGAGUCCAACCGCAGGGUUUUCACCAGGUGAUGCGGUACAAACCCGGCUGAAUUCGGAUCCGCGAACCACGAAUGGAUCCCCAUUUAAGACGUCUUGGCUCCAAAUGGCUUUUGCAGUCAUUAGCUUUGUAUUUUAUCGUCAUUUAUCGAGCUUCUCCUUCCUGGGGGAUUGAGAGAAUCAACCUUUCGAAAUGGGAUGAAUUUAAUAACAGCGAGAGCAGUGGAAUAAAGCUCCAGAAAUGGGACACCGAUUCCCAGGGAGGGCAGGACCUUUGGCAACAUGCUGCUGUGUUAGAAACCAACACAUCAUCUGCUUUUGAUUCUUCUUCUACUGUGGCUACUACAUCCAACCCAGUGUCUGUCAGUUCCGAAACAAUGCUGACCUCCACAAUGACCAUUGGCUCUGACCAAUCAUCUGCAGCUACUAUAGCUUCAAAUCAAUCAGCAUAUAGCAAUGCACCAUCAAGCAAAUCACCAAACAGCACCAUGGCACCCAGUCAAUCACGAACAAGGAAUACACAAUCCAGACAAUUACUAACUAGUACAGCACCAUCCAGCCAAACAUCAACCAACACUGUACCAGUUAGCCAACCACUUACCAAGAAUUCACUAAGCAGUGGAGCACCAACCAGUCAACCACCAGCCAAGAAUGCACAGUCCAACACAUCAUCAACAAUUACAGAACCAUCCAGCAAAACGCCAACCAACACAGCAGCAGUUAGCCAGCUACCAAACAAGAGUUCACCAUCCAGUCUAUCAUUAACCAGCAGAGCUCCAGCUAGUCAACCGCCAACCAAGAAUGUACAGUCCAACACAUCAACAAUUACAGAACCAUCCAGCAAAACACCAAUCAACACAGCAGCAGUUAGCCAGCCACCAAACAAGAGUUCAUCAUCCAGUCAAUCAUUAACCAGUAGAGCUCCAGCUAGUCAACCGCCAACCAAGAAUGUACAGUCCAACACAUCAACAAUUACAGAACCAUCCAGCAAAACACCAAUCAACACAGCAGCACUUAGCCAGCCACCAAACAAGAGUUCAUCAUCCAGUCAAUCAUUAACCAGUAGAGCUCCAGCUAGUCAACCGCCAACCAAGAAUGUACAGUCCAACACAUCAUCAACAAUUACAGAACCAUCCAGCAAAACACCAAUCAACACAGCAGCAGUUAGCCAGAUACCAAACAAGAGUUCACCAUCCAUUCAAUCAUUAACCAGCAGAGCUCCAGCUAGUCAACCACCAACCAAGAAUGUACAGUCCAACACAUCAUCAAGGAGUAUAGAACCAUCCAGCCAAACACAAACCAACACAGCAGCAGUUAGCCAGCCACCAAACAAGAGUUCACCAUCCAGUCAAUCAUUAACCAGCAGAGCACAAGCUAGUCAACCACCAACCAAGAAUGCACAGUCCAACACAUCAUCAACCAGUAUCGAACCAUCUAACAAAACACCAAUCAGCACAGUGCCAGUUAGCGAGACACCAACUAGCACAGUGUUAACUCAGCAAUCACCAACCAACACACUGUUAGCCACUCAUCCAAAAUCUUGGAAUACGCCAUCUGAUCACUCACCAACUAGCAGAUCACCACAUAGCCAAUAUGCAAGCAAGACCUCCACAUCUAGCCAAUCAUCAACCAACGUGGCCCCAUCAAACCAACCACCAGCAAAGUCAAUAUCAAUCAAUAUAGCCCAGUCUAUUUAUUCUCCAAUGAACACAACACCAGCAAGCUGGUCACUGACCAAGACAUUGACAUCUAGCCAAUCACUGACCAGCAAGUUACCAAAUAGCCAUUCUGAAAUAAUCAGCCAAUCACCAACCAAAAAAGGACUGUCCAGCCAGUCAUCAUUAAGUAUAGCACCAACUAGCCAAUCAUCAAAACAGGUGCAACUAUCCAGCCAAACACUAAGAACAAGUAGUACUGCAAAACAUGAACAGUCAUCAUCUAAUGAAAUUCCAUCCAACCAGUCAGAAGAUACCUCUCUGACAGCAAAUCAACUUCUGCCUAGCUCAGUAAAAAUAGGCAAAUCACCAACCAGCUCUGACACAUCAACCCAGUCACCAAGGAAUAAAGCAUCUCCUAACCAAUCAUCAAACACUUUGAUACCAAGCAGUCUAUCUCUAAACAGCUCAAAAACAUCACAUCAACAAUUACCAUCCAACUUUACAAGUAGCCAGUUAAAUUCACCAUCUAACCAAUCGUGGGCCAGAUCCUCACAAUCAAAGCAAAUACCAUUGAGUUCAUUGCUAUCAGGAAAUGCUGCCAGUAGAAGCUCAUCAGUGGAAGAACAUCCAGCGAAUACUUCACUGCUGGCCAGGCACCUAAAAGAAGCAGCAUGGUCAACGUUUCCCAAAUUUCCAGAGUCUUGUGAGUUCUCCUGCCUAAACGGAGGACAGUGCCUUCAGUCGCAGUUGUGUGACUGCAGCUUGUUUCAGGCCACCGGACACAGGUGUCAGACAGUUCCAAAUCCAGGAUUUGAACGAGAGAUGACGUGCAGGACAUGGGGUCAGUACAACUUCGAGACAUUUGACGGCCUGUACUACUACUUUCCUGGACGGUGCACGUACACUUUGCUGAGGGACUGUGAAGAAACCACGCAGGCCAGCAUUGUUGUGCAGGUUCACAAUGACCCGGUUUGUGAAUCUGACCCAUACAUCUGCCAACGAUCCCUCAGCCUCUUUCUUCCCUGGGAGGGUGAAGUUCAACUGCACUCCUCUAAGGUUACCUUUAAAGGCCAAAGAUUGCAGCUCCCUCAUUACAUCCAUGACCUGCAGUUGGAGCAGAUCUCGCAGUAUGUGUUGGUGACGCAGCAGCAUGGAUUCACUCUGGCCUGGGAGGGACACAGCGGCUCCGCCUACAUCAAACUCAGCCCAGAGUUUGUGGGCAGAACAUGCGGCCUGUGUGGGAACUUCAAUGCAGAUGUCCAAGAUGACUUAAAGACAAGCUAUGGUGUGCUGACUGAUUCAGUAGAAAUGUUUGGGAAUAGCUGGCUGGAGGCGGAGCCGCAUCAGACACAAUGUUCCAUGGUGCCUUCUGGCUUCCCUUCACCAUGUGUGUCAGUAGAUGCUUAUGAAUUGAGGAAAGUAGAGGAGGUGUGUGCUAUGCUGCUGGAGCUGCCAUUUCAGAGCUGUCACGACUUUGUCAGCCCACUAUCCUACAUGGCCAGCUGCUCCAAUGACCUCUGCAUGUCGGGUCCCAAUGGUGAUGUGGUAUGCCAAGUGUUCACUGAGUAUGCUCGGGCCUGUGCCCAUGCUGACCACCCACUGCACAAAUGGAGGCAGCACAUUCCUCAAUGUGUGAAGCAGUGUCCUUCGGAGCUGGGCUAUAAGGAAUGCAUCAGCUGCUGCCCGGUGUCCUGCAACCUGGAGCGGACGUGUAUCGACAGCAAUCUGGCCUGUCUGGAUGGAUGCUACUGCCCUGAUGGUCUGAUCUAUGAAGAGGGAAGCUGCGUAAUGCCCUCUGACUGUCCCUGCGAGUACCACGGCAUGAUUUAUCCAUCUGGACACACACUGCAAGAAGAAUGCAACAACUGCACAUGUGUGGGUGGAGUGUGGAACUGCACUGAAUACAACUGUCCAGGGGAGUGCUCUGUGACUGGGGAUAUAUACUUUAAUUCCUUUGAUGGUAGGAUCUUCUCCUUCUCAGCAACAUGCCAGUACGUUCUCGCCAAAAGUCGCAACUCAGGAAAGUUCACGGUCACCGUCCAGAAUGCCCCGUGUGGAGCUAAUUUAGACGGAGCUUGCAUCCAAUCAGUUAAUCUGGUUAUUGAUGAGGAUCCAAGAACAGAGAUUACCUUGAGCCACGUUGGAGAGGUCUUCAUGGCUGGACAGUACCGGAUCUCCCUCCCAUAUUCUGAUGAUAUCUUCCACAUCGAGGAGCUGUCAUCCAUGUUCUUGCAGGUGAAGACUAAACUUGGUCUGCAUCUAAACUACAGCUGGAAAGACUUCCGUCUCUACCUUGAGGUAGAUGAGCUGUGGAAGGAUGACACUUUGGGCCUGUGCGGCACCUUCAACGGCAACAUUCAAGAUGACUUCCUAUCACCAUCGGGUAUGAUAGAAAGCACUCCUCAGCUCUUUGGAAACAGCUGGAGAGUUUCAUCGGCUUGCUCACCCAGCCUGAGUACAUCUCAGCUUGAUCCCUGUGACACACAUCAGCAAGCAGUGGCCUAUGCCUUCGAGAUGUGUGACAUUCUGAACAACGACCUGUUCUCUGGCUGCCACGAGUAUCUCAGCCCAACACCCUUUCAUCACCAGUGCCGCUCUGAUACCUGUAAAUGCGGGACACCGUGCCUCUGCUCGGCCCUGGCCCACUACGCUCGCCAGUGCCGCAGAUUCUCCAUCAUCAUCAACUUCAGACUGCAUGUACCUGACUGUGCGGUUACGUGUCCAGCCAACAUGCAGUAUGGGACCUGUGUGUCUUCCUGUCAGCGCCGCUGCUCUGCCCUCUCUGUCCCACAGCACUGUGGCGAGGAGUGUGAGGAAGGCUGUGCCUGCCCACAGGGCUCCUUCUACAACCACCGGACACACACCUGCGUGCACAGGAGUGAGUGUCCAUGCAGGUUCCUGGGGGCAGAUUACGAACCAGGAGAUGUGAUCAUGACAUCAGCAGGUGUUCAGCUUUGUUUGAAUGGUAAACUGAUCUCCCAAACUACAGACCAAGACAGGGUUUGUCCACCUGGUCAGCUCUACCAGAACUGCUCAGAAGGUGAAGAUGGCCUUCUUCCAGGAAGGGGUUUGGCCUGUGAACGCACUUGUGAAUCUUUUCUGCUCAACCUCACCUGUUCAACACAUGAGCCCUGUGUGGCUGGAUGUGCCUGCCCUCCUGGGUUGCUGAAACAUGGAGAUGAGUGUUUUGAACUUACAGCCUGCCCCUGCCUGUGGAAAGGAAAAGAGUAUUAUCCUGGUGACAGAGUCUCCUCAUCCUGCCACGAUUGUGUUUGCCAGCACGGAACCUUCCAGUGUGUGUUUCGUCCGUGUCCAUCCAUGUGUACAACUUAUGGAGAUCGCCACUACAGGACGUUUGAUGGUCUGCUGUUUGACUUUGUUGGUGCGUGCAAAGUCUAUCUCAUAAAGAGUAGCGUUGACGUGACUCUCAGUGUGGCCGCUGAAAACAUCGGCUGUUUUGACAGUGGAGCAACCUGCAGGAAGUCUGUGCUGAUAACAAUCGGCAAAUCCUUCAUCGCAUUUGACGAUGACACGGGAAAGCCAAGCCCAUUCAGUGUGAUUGACAGGAAGCAGAGCAUGUUCAUCUGGCCAGCCGGCUACUUCACAGUGAUUCAUUUCCCAGAUGAACAUGUCACAGUCCUCUGGGAUCGUAAGACCACUGUCCACAUCCAGGUCGGACCUCGCUGGCAGGGAAAGCUGAGUGGACUGUGUGGGAACUUUGACCUGAAGACAGUGAAUGAGAUGAAGACACCCGAAAAUAUUGAUUCCACAACACCUCAGGAGUUUGGAAACAGCUGGACUGCAGCAGAGUGUGUGAAUAGUCCAGAUAUCAGACACCCAUGCAGCCUCAGUCCACUUAGAGAACCCUUUGCAAAGCAACAGUGUGGCAUCCUGCUGAGUGAAGUCUUCCAAGCCUGCCACCCAGUGGUGGAUGUAACCUGGUUCUACAUGAACUGCUUGUCAGACACAUGCGCCUGUAGUCGUGGUGGUGACUGUGAGUGCUUCUGCACCAGCGUGGCAGCAUAUGCACAACGUUGCUGCCACCAGGGUGUUCCUGUCGACUGGCGCUCCCCUUCUUUGUGUCCAUAUGAUUGCGAAUUCUACAACAAAGUUCUCGGUAAAGGCCCGUUCAGGCUUAUCACCUUCAGGUAUCGGACAGCUCUGCUGGCAGCCAGCAAAUCUGGCGGCGCAGUGUUCCUGCACCGAGGGAACGGCAGCGCCAUCCUGUCCCAUUUCAUGAUAACACCAGGCCUUAGCAGAGCCCGGCCACACGAUACAUCCCGAGUUUCCUUUGAAGCAGCUGACAGACCAAACUACUUCCUCUAUGCGAGCCCCAGCGGCCAAGUGAAACUGUGCAAAUGGGAGGAGAACAAGACAUUCUGGGAAGGGGCCACCUUCAUCGUCCACAGGAACACCUGGAUUCCAGGCUAUGAUUCGCUGGAGUCCCAUGCUAAGCGUGGUUUCUUUCUCCAUUCCACAGUCCAGCGAAUCCACCUGCUCAAAUAUAGACACACCGACAGCUUCCGCAAAGCUACACUCUUCAAACUAACAGGCACAGAUCCAGACACCCCGCCAGGCCCACGAUGUCAGUGGAGAUACGACUCUUGUGUCAGCCCCUGCUUCAAAACGUGCAGCAACCCAUCAGCUGAAGCCUGUGUCACCAUCCCACAAGUGGAGGGUUGCUUUCCUGUCUGCCCCCCACACAUGGUACUCGAUGAAGUCACACAUCGGUGUGUCUAUGUGGAAGACUGCAUCAAUGUCAUAGCUGCUGUUCAGCCUACAACAGCAUUCAGUGCUUGGCAGACAUCUGCACCUUUCACUUUGACAACCACCACUACCACAGCCUCCACCACCUCAGCCAUCACUUCUGUUAUGCCUCUUCACACCGCUCCUACCACUAAAGUCACCACCACUCUGCCUGUUAUUGACAAGCAGACAACAAUCACCAAGGUGCCACUGCAGCCUGAUGAACCACAACAACCUCUUACUACUUCUUCUCUGGCUCCAGAACUUCCAGGUACAGCAACAUUGUCUUCUUUACCCACAAUACCUGAUGUAGUGGAACCACGUUUUACUGUCAGAAUGACCGAAAUCCCAACCAGCACUGUAUCAGAUAUUACAUCAUGGACAACCAAAGUUCUCAGCUCUACCAUCAUUCCCUCCAGCCCAGUAGCAUCUAGAACAGAUGAUCCUCAUUUUGCCAUCACAACCCUGUUCUGGAUCACUGGCCCCAGCAAGUCUACUGACUCCCCUCUCUUCACCUCCUCAGCUACCACUCCACAGACAUCGGCGGCACCUUCUACAAGUUCAGUAGAGGGGCAAACCAGCAUCAGUCCUUCUCCUCAUGCUGUGGAAGUAGACCAGGAAACCACAGAGGUCACAACUCCUUCAGAAGUGAUCAUUCCCAUUGUCAGCACAACCACCUCAGGUCCAGCUCCAGUUUCAGAGUAUUCUACUGUGAAAGACAGGAUUACUGUGCCAAAAUCGAUGACCACUGGUUACACAGAAACUAGUACAAAGCCUGUAACUGUUUCUACAUCUACAUCCAAGCUUCCUGGUUUAUCCAGCACAUCAGCCACUCUUCCUUUCCCUUUCCCAACCUUAUCUCCAGUUGAAACAAAGUCUGUAUCAUUGCCAAUCGUUACUUUAAUGAAAACAACGGAAUCAGUCACAAAAGUUGUGCCUUUCACAAUACAUAAAACAACACCAUAUAAGAGUCCAGAGGUAACAGUUCCACUUGAUUCUCUGGUUUCCACAGAACAGAUUAGACACAGAACAGACACAGAACAAACCUCCACAACUGCUGCUCCUGGGGUCCAGACAUUGACCCCAGUCCAUGUUGCACCAACAACUAUUGUACAACUAUCUCCUACCUCAUCCAGCUCUGAUGGGCAAACUAUAGCAAAAGAAAUGACCACUGUAUCAAAAAUACCUACAUUUACCACCACAACAAUUGAGGGUCCACCUAUGAAGGUUGCAGAUACAACAGCUCCUCCUCCACUUUCCUCCCCAGUUUAUACAGAGAGAACCUCCUGGUCAGCUUCUGUCCUAACAACAACAACAACAACAACAGCAACAACAAGAGCUACUCAGAUCACUACAUCAAGUUCUCCAGAGGUUCCAGAAACAUCCACAUUGUUCACAGGGCCUCUAGUCACAACAAAACAAACUCUACCACCUGUGACUCCUGCAGAAUUAACUACUAGUUCAUUACUGCCAACAAAAGAAAGUUCUACACAUUCCCCAUCUACUGUGAGGACUUCUAAACCCCACUGGGACACUUCAAUCACCCCAACAAUCGGCACCACAGAGCUUAAAAUUCCAGAAGUCACCUCUGUCAUUUCACCUACCACCACUCAGGCACCUCACCUUCUAAUCACAAAAGAUUCAGCCAUCUCAACUACAAAAUCGACUUCUGCUACAGCAGCCACUGUUAAAAUGACACCACCCAAAAUCCCAUCUACACAGUUUACACUCACAACAACCUCAAAACCAGAUAAACCCCACUUCCCAACUUUAUCUGAAACUCCUGAAACACCUUUGACCACAGUCCCUACCAAAGCUGUGCCCAGUGCUGUAACAACAGUGUUCAGGCCAGUCACCAUACAACCAGUCACAGAGAUGAGGCAUCCACUAACUGGUAGAACUGAGGUGUCAACAACAGUUACCGUGACGCCACCUCCAUCUUGGUCUCCAUUGCAUACAACCACCUCUACCCCAGGACCUCCAAGACCUACAACCUUCCCAGACAAAGUUACCACUCGGGUUGUGUUCACUGCAAGAACUACACCCACUACAACCUCCACCAUUACAAGGACACCAACCCUUCGUACAACACCUCGGGUUCCUCUGACAACGAGAGUUACUCCAAGAAUCACAACAACUGAGAGGUCAACCAUUGCACCAGUCACUCCAAGGGUUACUGUAACAACAAGGACUACAGUAAUAACCACCAAAUCACCCACGCGUGUCUCACCAACAUUCACAAGCCCUGUCAUGACCACUGUAUCAAGAGUGCCAUCUACAAAUAUCACAACAUCUGAUGAGGCAGUUCAGACACUAAGCACUACCAAACAUGCCCAUGUUGGUGUAGACGUUCCCAGCUUGAGCAACAUAACUGCUCCAGUCCCAGUUUCUGUUCCUCUUCUAACAGUAGCUCCAUUGACAGCUGUCCCCACAGUGAGCACCAGAGAGUCAACCACAUCUGAGAAGCUGCCAACCAAGGUUUCACCAACUACAGCCCAACUGGUGAAACCACAGACCACCCAUAAACCUAGUACUGCUUCUAGUACAGCUUCACUCCCCAUGGUGACCACAUUCCCAACUGCUGUUCCAGAUGUGGUUGAUCACACUAGUGCUGGAAUAACAACAGCAUCUCCUCCAACACUGCCUCAUACUACACCAGUGAAAACAGCCAGAUACACAGCUGAGGACACAUCUGUAGUUGUACUACCUACAAGGAUAUGUACGCCUCCAUAUGCAGAGUUUAUUGAUGAGUGCACCAAGUACAUCUGCGUCAACAACCAGCUGGUUCUGUUCAACAAAUCUCAGAGCUGCCCCUUUACAUCUGAGCCCCCCAACUGUGGGCUGCGUGGUUUUGCUGUACUGGUUAAUGGAGACAAGUGCUGCUCUGAGUGGGGCUGUCCAUGCAUCAAUGUCAUAGCUGCUGUUCAGCCUACAACAGCAUUCAGUGCUUGGCAGACAUCUGCACCUUUCACUUUGACAACCACCACUACCACAGCCUCCACCACCUCAGCCAUCACUUCUGUUAUGCCUCUUCACACCGCUCCUACCACUAAAGUCACCACCACUCUGCCUGUUAUUGACAAGCAGACAACAAUCACCAAGGGUACAGCAACAUUGUCUUCUUUACCCACAAUACCUGAUGUAGUGGAACCACGUUUUACUGUCAGAAUGACCGAAAUCCCAACCAGCACUGUAUCAGAUAUUACAUCAUGGACAACCAAAGUUCUCAGCUCUACCAUCAUUCCCUCCAGCCCAGUAGCAUCUAGAACAGAUGAUCCUCAUUUUGCCAUCACAACCCUGUUCUGGAUCACUGGCCCCAGCAAGUCUACGGACCUCCCCUCUCUUCACCUCCUCAGCUACCACUCCACAGACAUCGGCGGCACCUUCUACAAGUUCAGUAGAGGGGCAAACCAGCAUCAGUCCUUCUCCUCAUGCGUGGAAGUAGACCAGGAAACCACAGAGGGUCACAAACUCCUUCAGAAUACUGCUUCUAGUACAGCUUCACUCCCCAUGGUGACCACAUUCCCAACUGCUGUUCCAGAUGUGGUUGAUCACACUAGUGCUGGAAUAACAACAGCAUCUCCUCCAACACUGCCUCAUACUACACCAGUGAAAACAGCCAGAUACACAGCUGAGGACACAUCUGUAGUUGUACUACCUACAAGGAUAUGUACGCCUCCAUAUGCAGAGUUUAUUGAUGAGUGCACCAAGUACAUCUGCGUCAACAACCAGCUGGUUCUGUUCAACAAAUCUCAGAGCUGCCCCUUUACAUCUGAGCCCCCCAACUGUGGGCUGCGUGGUUUUGCUGUACUGGUUAAUGGAGACAAGUGCUGCUCUGAGUGGGGCUGUCCAUGCCGCUGCUCAGUCUUUCCAGACCUGAGCGUGAUCACUUUUGAUGGGAACAGUGUUGCCAUUUACAAAGCUGCACUGUACAUCAUAACCCAGCUGCCCAAUGAGACUGUCAGUGUCCUGGUUCAGGAGUGUCCCACUGAUUCAGAGUCAACAUUCCUCUGGAAUUUCACCAACCUGUGUCUGGUUGCACUCAACAUCAGCCACAAAUCCAACCAUGUCGUAAUCAACAGGCUGCAGAGGAGGCUGUAUGUCAACUCACGACAUGCAAAGCCUCGAUUCAGAAAGUUUGGCUUUGAGAUCUAUGACACGGGCAACAUGUAUCUGAUCCGCACCCCAAAUGGUCUAAAGCUGCAGUGGUACCAUAGCACCGGCAUGAUGGUGGUCGACAGUGACAACUCCAGCAACAACCUUCCUGUCAUGGGCCUCUGUGGCUUCUGUGAUGGGGACCCUUCCAAUGACCUGACUUUGGCCAAUGGAACCAUAGUGAGUGAUGCCCAAGACCCGGCGGUGUUCAUCAACAGCUGGCAAGUUCCGAAUACCACCAGCUACAUCGGCAUCGACCGCCAUCGCAAGCUCAACUGCUCCACCAGCGACUGCUCCCAUUGCUUCGACUUACUGCAGACCCCCUCCUUCUCCUCCUGCCACGCCUUUGUCCCACCAGCCACAUUCUGCGAGAUAUGGGUACGAGAUGAGGAGUAUGUCAGCAAUCACUGUGUUGCACUGGCUGCCUAUGUGGCUUCUUGCCACAAAUUCAACAUCUGCAUUGAGUGGAGGAGUGCACAUAACUGUCCUUUCUUGUGUCCGGGCACUUUGCGAUACAAGGCCUGUCUCCCAGCCUGCACAGCCCAGUCUUGCCCCAAUCACGACUUUGACUCGGACCUCGACCAUUGCUCAGGCCUGACUGAGGGCUGCGUGUGCCCAGUGGGGACGCUCCUCCACCGGCCAUACACUGCCCUCUGCAUCCCCCCAGACAAGUGUGACUGUACCGACAGCUCUGGAGUUCCCCGCUCACAUGGAGAAGUGUGGAAGGCCUCUAAGGACAGUUGCUGCAUGUACCGCUGUGACAAUGACACCAUCGUCUCUGUGGAGUACAACUGCUCCAGCAUUGUGCCACCAGUGUGCCGUCGAUCAGGCGAGGUUAUCAUCAGCCUGUCCAUUGACACCAGCUGCUGCCCACAGAAACUCUGCGUGUGUAACCAGAGCCUGUGUGACUUCAGCCCUCCUGACUGUAAAUAUGGUGAGAAGCUGGUGUCGUACUACAGACAGGACUCCUGUUGUCCAGAUUAUGUGUGCGUGUGUGAUCCUGACCUCUGUGAAUCAGACAUUCCCACCUGCAGAGAGGACCAAACUCUGAUUGCCACCAGAGCUGAUGGCAGCUGCUGUUUGGCCUACAUCUGUAUGUGUUCAUCCUGCUCCGAGGCACCUCCUCUUUGUCAAGAUGGUGAGGUGUUGACAGUUGAAGGCAACACCACGGAGCGCUGCUGCCCCACCUUUCAGUGUGUGUGUGAGCGAUACAGAUGUCCCCAGCUCACGUGUCCUAUUGGAAUGUCAGCGGUGUCCAUGUCUACUGUGGGCCCAUGCUGUCCCAACACUACCUGUGAGUGUGCCUGUGAGAAGAUCAUCUCCCCAAAAUGUGGCCUGGGAGAAUAUGCUCAGCUGGAUCAGGCUUUCCUGUCUGACCCACAGAACAAGUGUCUCUGCAAAAGAUACAAGUGUGUGCGUGAGGCAGUGUGUGUGUAUGGUGACCGAGGAGUCUUGCGGCCGGGUCAGACUCUGGUGGAACGCAGUGAUGAUGGUUUGUGUUACAGCAGACAGUGCAGCCGAAGCCUCGACCCAGCGAGCGGGUUCCACCUACUCCGCACCAUCAGCAGCAACUGCUCCACCCACUGCCUUCCAAAUCAGAUCUACAUUCCUCCAAAGGACCAGUCGACGUGCUGCGGUGUUUGUAAGAAUAUUUCCUGUCUCUACCAGCAUGAGAAUGGGUCAACAGUUCUCUAUAAGCCGGGGAGAUCCUGGGUAUCUAACUGCAUGAAAUUCGACUGUGCAGACACAAUGUCUGGGCCUACACUCAUCUCCUACUCUUUCAGUUGCCCGCCAUUCAAUGAGACUGACUGUAUGAAGAUUGGUGGAACUAUUGUAAGUUACAUGGAUGGAUGCUGCAGGACGUGCAAAGAAGAUGGGAAGUCAUGUCAGAAAGUGACAGUAAGGAUGACGAUUAGGAAGAAUGAUUGUCGCAGCAACAGACCGGUGAACAUCGUGUCAUGUGAUGGUAAAUGUCCAUCUGCUAGCAUCUACAACUACAACAUCAACACAUAUGCUCGCUUCUGUAAGUGCUGCAGGGAGACAGGGCUGCAGCGGCGCUCCGUGCAGCUCUACUGUAGCAACAAUGCAACCUGGAUCAGCUACACAAUCCAGGAGCCAACUGACUGCGCCUGUCAGUGGUCAUAGACUGUCAAAAACAACAGGAUAAAUCCAUUGGACACACAGCUUAACGAUGUUG